Messenger RNA from Adineta steineri, 462 nucleotides. The record is from the annotation of a GenBank genome assembly. NCBI's taxonomy places the organism in Eukaryota, Metazoa, Rotifera, Eurotatoria, Adinetida, Adinetidae.
AUGGUUACAUUAAAAAAAUUGUCCUUAAAUAUAUGUGUAGGUGAAUCAGGUGAUCGAUUAACUCGUGCAUCAAAAAUUUUAGAAGAAUUAACAGGACAAAAACCAUCUGUUGGUCAUGCACAACGAACUAUUCGUUCUUUUGGUAUUCAACGUAAUGAAGAAAUAAGUGUUUUUUGUUCAGUACGUAAUACAUUAGCAAAUGAUUUACUUGAACGUGCACUUCGAAUAAAAGAAUAUCGGCUACCAUCGAAAUGUUUUAGCGAAGAAGGAACAUUUUGUUUUGGUAUUGAUGAACAUAUUGAUUUAGAUGGAAUGAAAUAUGAUCCAAAUAUUGGAAUAUUUGGAAUGAAUUUUGUUGUUAUUUGUGGAAAAUCAGGAACGGAUAAUCGUGUUACAAAAGAAGAAGCUAUUCUAUGGUUUCAAAAUACUUUUAAUGGAAUUGUAAUGAAAACUAAUAAAUAG